UUUACAGGACUGUAGUUAUGCGGCAUAACGCAAAAUAUCCAGCAGAGGGAUCUUGCUGGUCACAUAAAUCUCCCGCGGCUCUUUAGUUAUAUCUUUAAAUGGAACUGCACAGCUGAAUUGUGCCGUUGAUAAAACCCAGAAUUUCCUGUCUUCAGUGUGAUCUAUUGCACUUUUCUCUGCAUGUGCGUCUUCAGAAGGAAAAGUGAAAGCUACUCGAAAAGAAGAAAAGGAUGACAGAAUAGAUUGUGGUCAUAUUCAGGAAGCCUCAUCGCACAGAGAGAGUGAUGAUCAUGGCAGGAAGUCUGAAUACUCCAUCAUGAAGCAGGGUAAUCGUUCACAUACACCUGGAAGCACAGCCCUGUCCUGCCUUGUCACGCCCUGCCACGCGCUGUUCCUCCCCACCCCCUUCAAGAUCUGACUAUGGUCUGCCAAAGACAGAAAGCCAGCAACUCAGUAGCAGUGUUCAGUGUGUCACUGUAACAAUCUCUGUAACAGUGUUCAAUGUGUCACUGUAACAAUCUCUGUAACAGUGUUCAGUGUGUUUCUGUAACAGUGUCUGCAACAGUGUUCAGUGUGUUUCUGUAACAGUGUCUGUAACAGUGUUCAGUGUGUUUCUGUAACAGUGUCUGUAACGGUGUUCGGUGUGUCACUGUAACAAUCUCUGUAACAAUGUUCAGUGUGUUUCUGUAACAAUCUCUGUGACAGUGUUCAGUGUGUUACUUCAACAGCGUCUGCAGUUUCAUAUCUGUAUGAAAGAUGAUCAACUCUGUUUUCUAAGCAGAACAUCCAGGUGUUCAGUAUGACAGAGCAGCCAUUCUACCCAGCCCCGCCCACCAUGGGGUACCUGGAUGGCAACUAUUUCCCACAGCAUGACCCCACAGCACUGUGCCACAGCUAUCUGUCCACUGGGGGCUCCACUGAGCUGCAUCAGUCAUCCCCACCCUUCUACCCCAGCUUCUCUGCCCCUGAGAGCCCCUAUGCUACUGGAGUAGCCCCACCCCCACCCGGGAGCCCGUUGCUCAGGCUUGCUGGGAAAUCUGCAGCUCCUGUGUGGGACUCCCAGCCUGCAGGGGGCACCCUGGCGCAGAGUAAGAGCAGCCCCAGAGAGGGUUACCAGCUCAGUGCCCUGCCCCAGGGCAGCAGUGCCCUGCAGAGGCUGGACUCCUUCUCCAGCGCCUUCGCCAGUCACAAUCUCUGCAUGUUCCGAAGCUCCGCCCCCAGUCUGGACAUGCCCCUCCCUUUCUGUCUGACCACACCCUCUGAUGUAUUCCUUCAGCAGCUCCUAACCCACAGACCCCAGCAAACAGAGAUUCAGCCAAUGGGGGCCCAGCAGACAUGCCCAGAGUUGGAGUCUGAGCAAAUGAGCAGCUGUGACCAGAGACAUACCCUCAGUGCACAGGAUGCUGUACAGCUGCCGCAUGGAUACCUGCUGCAGGAACAGUACUGCCCCCUGCAGCAGCACCAGGAGAUGAACUAUCUCCUGUAUUCCGGCCCAACAGCAAACCCUGCCACUCAAACCUCAAACCCCUCCCACUCAACAGCAAACCCUGCCACUCAAACCUCAAACCCCUCCCACUCAACAGCAAUCUCCAUCCCCCAAAACUCAAACGCCUCCCACCCUACAGUUAACUCCAUCCCCCAAACCACAAAUCCCACCCAAACACACAAUAACUCGGCACACCCAUUUGCUAACCCCGCCCAUCAGAACACCCACUCCACCCAACUGUCUCCACCCUUCUCCUCCUCAUACAGUCAGGUCUGUAACUUCCAGCUCUAUUCUCAACCUGACCCUACCCCCUCAAUCCCGCGCACUCACUUUUACUACCAGAACCACCACCAAAACCAAAACCAGAACCACCACCUGAACCAGAACCAGAACCACCAGCAGACUCCUCAGCCAAGCAGUUUCCAGGCACAGCAGCAGGUGCAGAUGCUGAAGGAGUCUGAGCCCCUCUCCUGCGAGCAGUCCUGCUCCGACUCCAGGUGCCCCACCCUGCUCUGCCCCGCCCUGCUUAGCCCCGCCCAUCUGAGCCCUGUGGAUCCAAACCCCUCCUUCUGCCAGCCACACCCCCUGCUUGCAGCCGCCACUCACAGCCCGCGGCACCAGAAUCUCAGGUCAGAGAUGGACUUCCAUGGUGCCGCCCAGCCCCAGUGCUGCUCGCCCAGCGCCCCCCAGUGGCGGCAGGUGUUCUCAUCAGUCCCGGAGCAGGAACUGUAUCAGGAUCACAGUGUGCUGGUGAAGCUGAUGGAGACAGACGUCCCCAGGCUGCUGUGCUCUCUAUGUCAGAAGGAGUUUAAGAGUCUGCCGGCUCUAAACGGCCACAUGCGCUCUCACGGGGGCGGGGUCCCGCCCAAAACGCCAUUAAAAAUGGGGUGUGGCUCAGGGGCGGGGCCGGAGAAGAGGAGCCGUUCCCGCUCUGUGCCACUCAUCAGCGCCUCCUCCAAUGGCGCGGUGCUGUUCCAGAGCCUGCUGCGCUCACCCGCCCUGCUGGGACAGGCCCCGCCCUACACUCCGCCCCCCAUGCUUUGCCCCACCCGCCACGGCUCUGGGCUGUUCAACAACAUCUGCCCAGGAGCCCCGCCCCCUGGUACAUCUCCCACCCUCUCCCCCCCUCGAGUACUGCUCACCAGGACCAGUAGCUUGGACAGCAGCGUUAAAAGGGAGAUUAUGAGCUCCGAAGAGAAGCUGGUGCAGAUCAAGCCGCAGAUCAAUAUUGGGCUGCAGUUCCAGGCUGUGAUUCCUGAGCUGCAGAGAGUGUCCCACAUAGACAGGGAUUCCCAAAAGGCCCAACUGCUCUGGUCCCCCCAGGGGGUCCAGGAAAUCCCAACCAAGCAGAGAGUAGAUGCCUUGUUGAACAUGGCAUGCUCCAGCAUCCUGCCCGGAGGCGGGACUAACACAGAGUUUGCUCUCCACUGCCUGUUCGAGUGCAGGGGAGACCUCCUGGCCACACUAGACAGGCUGCUCAUGCAGAAACCUGUGAGACACAAGUCUAACCCCUUAGCAUACUACCACUACGCAGGAUCUGAUAACUGGACGCUUGUGGAGAAGAAACAGCUGAACAGAGCCUUUAUCCUGCACAAUAAGGACUUCUUCCUCAUACAAAAAAUGGUGAAGACUAAGACUGUCUCGCAGUGUGUGGAGUAUUACUACACCUGGAAGAAGCGACUUCGCCUGGGGAAGAGAGAGGGGUACGCACAGGUGCGUCCAGCCAGCCUGGGGCCCAUCACUGGGGUACACACCCCCAAAUGCCGGGAUGUGCAGGAGGAGGAGCUUAUAUCUGUGGAGCUAGAUGGCAUUAAACAGGAAGUCAGUGCCUACUGGUCAACUGGCUUGGAGAAUCCAGUAGCCAAUGAGAUUGGAGACUUUAGUUGUGACAUUCUGGCCAGCGCUUCUACCUCGUCCUCCCAGAAGGCCCUGAACAGCCGAGCUCAGAUCCGCAGCAGGACAGUCUCCGCCCCCACGCCCCCAGCAGAGAGGAUCCUCUCCAGCCCCCCCCUCCAGCCUGCCCUUGACCCUGCCCCCCUGCCUACCAUAGGCUCCGCCCUCAGAUCCCCCUCCCCCGGCAGUGCUGACGCAGGCCCCGCCCACAUCUUCCCCUGCAAGGAAUGCGGGAAGGUGUUUUUUAAGAUUAAGAGCCGUAACGCCCACAUGAAGACCCACCGGCAGCAGGACGAUCCCCAGGACUGGCUCCACCUGCGGCCUCUCAGCCACCCCGCUACACCUGCCCCUGUGCCUCCACCCACCAACCACCCCGCUACACCUGCCCCUGUGCCUCCACCCACCAACCACCCCGCUACACCUGCCCCUGUGCCUCCACCCACCAACCACCCCGCUACACCUGCCCCUGUGCCUCCACCCACGAACCUCCUGGCUCUUAAGGAACCCUUCUGUAUCCAGAGGGAGGAAGAGGAGGAGGAAGAAGAAGAGGACCCCUUCCUCCCAGUGCAUGCCCUGUUACAAAUGGAAACAGGGCAGUUUAAUAAGGAGGAGCUGUGAUUGGUGGUUUAUUCCAGAUCCUGCGCUUCUGUAAGGGACGUCAC
Molecule: messenger RNA, 4041 nt
Organism: Anguilla anguilla (European eel)
Lineage: Eukaryota; Metazoa; Chordata; Actinopteri; Anguilliformes; Anguillidae
Product: transcriptional-regulating factor 1
Exons: 15
Coding region: 800-3997 (1065 amino acids)
Biological process (GO): regulation of transcription by RNA polymerase II; negative regulation of DNA-templated transcription
Cellular component (GO): histone deacetylase complex; transcription regulator complex
Molecular function (GO): transcription corepressor activity
Source: RefSeq, a predicted model, not a curated record